CAAAGGCUACAACUCGAUUCCCUAAAAUGGAUUUUUCAGUAUUAUCUCCUACAGAUCCACACUCUUUUGCGAAACCAGAAGAGGCACGUGUAAAACAUAUCGAUUUAGAAUUGAACGUGGAUUUUUAUGGAAAAGUUCUCAAAGGAAAAGCAAUUUUGACUAUAGAAAGGAAACCUUCAGUUAACCAAAUAAUUUUAGAUUGCCUCGGACUUUUUAUAUCAGGUGUCACAGACAUUGAUGACAAACCAUUAAAUUGUCAUAAUAUAGAUGUUGAUAGUGCAGCUCGUGGAAGUCCUAUUAACGUACAGUUACCACAAGCUGUUGAUAUUAUUUAUAACUCUGAAUAUAAAAUUCAAAUUAAAUAUGAAACAAUUUCAACCUCUCCUGCAUUACAUUGGCUAACACCUGCGCAAACUGCUGAUAAUUUAUAUUCCUUUCUUAUAUCUAACAACAAGCUAAUAUAUGCUAGAGCAUGGUUUCCCUGCCAGGAUACCCCGUCUGUCAAAUUUACGUACACUGCUAAGAUUUCAGUACCAAAAGUAUUUACAGUUCUAAUGUCCGCUGUUUUGCGAAAUAAAAACUCCGAAAAUCCGAAAUUAGACGUAUAUGAAUUCUGUCAAGAUAAGUCAGUACCAUCUUAUGCGGUCAUUAUUGCUGUGGGCGCACUAGAAAAAGAAGAAAUUAAUGCUUGGACCAGUCUAUAUGCCGAAAAAACAUAUAUUUCUUCCGCUCGCUAUACGUUCCGUUCAGGCAUUAAUACUGGAAGCAUGUUGGAGGUUGCCAAAAGUUUGUGUGGACCUUAUAUUUGGGGUAGAUACGAUAUAUGCGUGCUUCCACCAAGUAUCGCCGAUUUUAAAAUAGAAUGUCCAUGCGUGAUGUUUAUUUCGCCGAUUCUACUGCCUGGAGAUUGUUCUAAUAUCAGUUUACUUGCCCGGAACAUCUCACAGAGCUGGGCAGGAUGUUUAGUUACGUGUUCGAAUUAUGAGCAUUUGUGGUUAAAUAAGAGUUUCAGCAUGUUCAUUAGCAGAAAAAUUAUAAGCAAACUAUUGAUACAGAUUAAAGAUAUGAACUCUUUUCUCAAAAGAAAAGGAAUAGCCCAUCUGCGAUAUAAGAUUAAAGAAUCCACAAAUGUCGCCCGGCCAAAAUGCUUAUUACCCAAUUUGAGAGAUUUGUUUCCCGUUAUUGAAGCUACCGAAUAUGUGCCAUAUGGAAGGGGAUGUAUGCUUUUAGAGAAACUAGAAGAUAUGUUAGGAGGACCCUCAGUAUUCGAACCAUUUCUUAAAUCUUAUUUUAAUGAAUUUGCAUUGAAGAGUAUAAACACUCAAGAUUGGAUAAAAUACUUGUAUCAAUACUUUUCUGACAAAAAGAAGCAUUUAAAAACAACGACUUCAAUGAUGUUUUCAGAUGUUAGAUGA
Messenger RNA from Temnothorax curvispinosus, 1415 nucleotides. Its product is annotated as leukotriene A-4 hydrolase-like. NCBI's taxonomy places the organism in Eukaryota, Metazoa, Arthropoda, Insecta, Hymenoptera, Formicidae. The coding region runs from base 27 to 1415 and encodes 462 amino acids. Gene Ontology annotation, biological process: peptide catabolic process; proteolysis. The transcript has 9 exons. The record is from RefSeq and is a predicted model, not a curated record. Gene Ontology annotation, cellular component: cytosol. Gene Ontology annotation, molecular function: zinc ion binding; metallopeptidase activity; epoxide hydrolase activity.